AUGCUUCCGCUAAUGGAGGAAUCACCCGUGGCCGACGAUAACGGCGGAUAUAGCGGCGGAUACAACGGCGGCAUGUUCGCUCAGCAGACAAGCCCCGCGCCUCCCUUAUGGACCUCCCUAGACGCCAUGCACGGGCUGGACCACGAAGCUUCUGGGUUCCUUCCACUGGACGCAUCCGACGGAGACGAAUCGCAGCAGCAGCAGCAACAGUCGGACUACACCCACCACCACAGCCACCAGCCGUCUGAUCAUCUCAACGUACGGCGAGAUCUUCUCGAAGACGAUAACUUCGGCAGCAGCGAGUUCGACCCGUCGUCAGCGGCGAGCGGAGCGGGGGAGUGUGUGAUGCUGUACCAGGACGCGCAGAGGGGGGAGGAGGAGGAUAUGGUGGGGAGCCUUAACCUCCGCAUCUCCCCGCAACCCGACGCGUCCGAUCUCACAUCGGCGCUUUUCUCCGAAGGCCAGGCGAGCAACAACGGCGGCGGGGCGACGCUCGGCGGGUCGUCGUGGCAGCUGUGCGACAAUUUGUUCGCCGAGCCGAUCGUCGACUGCGGCGAGCUGCUCUCCGGCGACGGCGACGGCGACGAUCUGCUCGCGGCUUCCGCGGGGCACGACGAGGCGGAGCAGGCGGACGGCGGAAGCGGCGGAGAAGAAAUGGAGAUGCGGGAUCCGGCCGCUGCGUAUCUCACGCCGGAAAAGGCGCCGCAGAUGCCGACUAGCUCAGACCCAGCGGAGGUGGCAACGCCGGGGUGUGACAAUAGCGAGGGCGAUUUCAGCACGCCGCAGGUGCCAAGCGCGGGUUUCUCCCGCCCGCGCAGCCGCUGCCCCACGGAGCGGGGACUGGCGCAAAAGGGCGCGCUCAUGACCCCGUCCGGCGGAGCAACGGCGCGCUCAACCCGCGAGAACUUGAUGCGGCGGCUGGGGCAGGCGGGCGGAGCGGUGGAGCCGUGGACCCCCGUGACCCCCGCGAAGGACGAGGCGGGGAAGCGUUCCCCCGACCAGCUUGCGCGCGUGGCGGUGUCGCUGGAUGCGGAACUCGGUCUGUUCGCGGACUCCCCGCCGCUGCUGUGGAACGGAGUGGCGCAGCAGCAGCAGCCCCAGGCGCAAGGGCAAUGCUUCCAGAUGCCCCAGUACCAGCAACAGCAACAGCAGCAGCAGCAGCAAGUGGCGUUCAGCAACGGACGAAUGCUGGAAGCGUCGAGUUCCCGAACCAUGCCUGCUGGCGCCGUGCAGAGCAUGCUUGGCGCGCAGCAGAAGCAGCAGCAGUACGGGGUGGCGGGUCAACAGCAACAACAGCAGGGCUUGGCGGGGCAGCACGGGUUCUGUGCGACGCCCGGGGAAGGCGCGCACAUGCGCGCGGACCCCGCGGAGGCGUCCGACAUGUCGCUCUUCUUCGAUAUGGAGCAGCAGCAACAACAGCCCCUGCCGUCGCCGCCGCAGCUCCAGCAGCCGCAGCAGUCCCAACAGCAGUACCACCAGCAGCACUACCAGCAGCAGCAGCAGCAGCAGCCACAGCAGCAGUACCAGCAGCAGCAUCAGAGCCGGGGGUAUCAGCAGAUGCAGCAGCAGCAGGAGUCGGACGUGGUGCGUGAUUUCCUCUCCUCGUCUCCAGACGGCGAUGCUGCUCUCGACAGCUUGGUUCUUGACGGCCUGCCGUGCGACAGACGGCUGUCCGGCCAGAUGAUGCUGCCCAAGGAUCUCGCAUCGUUGAUGAACGACGCUGACGUGGACGCGUCUGCCGCCACGUGGCCGCAGCCAAGCAACAACAACGCCGUGUCACCUCCCCUAAGUAACGGCUACAAUGCUGGUACCCUGAGCAUGGAUGCAGCGGCACCAGCUGCUACUACUGCUACAACUGCGUCGGCCGGAGCCUGCGUGACUCGCCCGCCGUCUGUCUACCCUGCUGCCCCCUCCUCCUCCUACCAAUCCUCCCACCUCCUCACCGCCUCCUCCUCCGGCCCUCUGCUCGGCUCCUCCGCCGGCCCUCCCCCGCCUCCGCGCGUUCUCUCCGCGCCGGCGCCGUCCGCGUCGUCCGCGCAGUCCGCUGCGCCCUUGCGCCUGACGAUGCCGCUGCUGGUGAUAAACCGACGCGCGCCCGUGCCCCCUGCCGCGCAGGCGCUGAAUCAGCCACUGAAGCCGCAGCAGCAGGCACCACCACGGGUGCCCCCCGCGUUUCAGCAGCCACCGCACCCACAGCAGCAGCAGCUGCAGCAGCAGCAGCCGCAGCAGUCGCAGCAGCAGCAGCCGCAGCAGUCGCAGCAGCAGCAGCCGCAGCAGCCACGCAUGCAGCAGCCGUCUCAAAUGCAGAGGCAGAACAGCCAGUCUCGUGGAUGCAGUUUGCCUCAAGGAGCCGUCGCUGCUCCUCCUGCACCGGCUCCCAAGCAGCCUGCUCAACGACCAACGUCGUCCGGAGGUACAAAGCGGAAAGCACAGGAACCAUCAAGCAGCAGCGGAAAGGCCACGUCAUCACGAGCCCAGCCUCCAGCAGUAAAGAGGAUCAAAUCUGAAGACGCCUGCGAGGCGACAACCAGGCAAGCUUCACCAGUUACUGCUUCUGCUUCUGCUCCAGCUGCAGCGGGGCCGGUUGAUCUGACGUGCAGAGAGCAGGAGCAGCUGGGAUUGGAGACUGGCGACGACAGUGAUGGGGUGGUGUUAAACGAGCCAUCAGUGAAGGGAUCUCGAACUCGUCCACCCCUCCUUCUAACCCUCUCUUACUCACCCUCACUCCGUUCUCCCUCUAUGUGCCCGCCAUUUUGUCCCUCACUCUCUCACCCCCCCCCCCUGGCUUUGCUCAACCCCUCUCACCUCCCUAUCUUGAAACAUCCCCAUCCCCUCUUUACAUCUCUUCAUUCCCACUCCUCUCUCAUCGCUCCCCAAUCUCUCCCCUCUCUCCCCCCUCUUCCCCCCCCUCUCUCCCUUCUCCUCCCUUUCUUAAUCACCAUUUCACAGUCGCCGGCACAGCCACUGCUUCUGCUUCUGCCAUCAGACCAGCCCUUUCUUGAGCCGAAGCUUCCAGGAAUCUACUCGCAAUUCUGUCCAGAGACUCAACGUCUCAAGACUCACCGCGCUGGUGAGGCCGCCCUUGACGGUCCUGCUGGUGCCGGCGCGCUCAUUCACAAACCGCACCAGCUCCACCAACCCCCGCUCCCCACUGUACUGCUCCCCCUCCCCAUCUGCCCCGCUGCCGGCUGGGAACCACUUGAGUGUGGGGAAGCCUGA
Closterium sp. Naga37s-1 is the source of this 3219-nucleotide messenger RNA. Lineage: Eukaryota; Viridiplantae; Streptophyta; Zygnematophyceae; Desmidiales; Closteriaceae. The record is from the annotation of a GenBank genome assembly.